Molecule: messenger RNA, 2984 nt
Organism: Hypomesus transpacificus
Lineage: Eukaryota; Metazoa; Chordata; Actinopteri; Osmeriformes; Osmeridae
Exons: 5
Coding region: 1253-2506 (417 amino acids)
Molecular function (GO): ubiquitin-protein transferase activity
Source: RefSeq, a predicted model, not a curated record
AUCUUUAAAUUUCUCGUGCGCACCAGAAACUUUCUGGUGAGCACGAGAAAUUUUCUGGUGCUCACGAGAAACUUUCUGGUGCGCACGAAAAACUUUCUAGUGCGCACGAGAAAGUUUCUGGUGAGCACGAGAAAGUUUCUGGUGCGCACGAGAAACUUUCUGGUGCGCACAAGAAACUUUCUGGUGAGCCCGAGAAGUCAAGACUAGUGAGAAUGGAUGCCAAGGAGGAGGUAUUCAUCUUCCUGAAAACCCAAAGAAAUUUACCGGAUAGUGUUAUCAACAAACUUAAAGAUGAUAAGAUCGACAUUAAAGUCAUAAACGUUAUGACUGAUGACGAAUUAAAGCAGUAUAUAGAGAUAUGGGGACCGACUCGCACUGAGAGCAUUUUGUCGUCAAGGAACUGAGACAAAAGAAAGUGGAGUGAAACCCAGUCUCAUACAGAGAGUAAGAGACAGACUAAGGGAACGGGAACAACUGAAAACAUCUGCCGACAAUGGCACCGCAGCAGGCCCAAGCCGUAAAGUUGGCAACAGCUAUGCAACCAAAGACAACCGACGGAUUGAAAUGGGAUGGCUCCACUACGAUAAAGUGGAUUUUCAUCAAGUCAGAACAAAACAUGGAGGUGGAACACGGCACCUGACUGUUGAGAAAACCGUUACUAUGGAGGAGCUACUGGAGAUUGGCAAAGGCUUGUUCUUUCCAAAUGGACAAUCUUCGAAAGGACUGGUUGAAGGCCUUCAAUUUGAUAUCCGGGAUUUCAGUCACAACCCUGUACCCCUUGAGAGCACGGUGAGCCAGCUAUACGACCAGACUAAACUACGAAUGCUACGCAUCUAUACCUGCUCCAGACAAAAGGAUCAAAUUGACCCUGAGGACGUCUCAAUACUUCUUUCUGAUACAUCAUCGGACUUCGAGCCUACAAAGGAGAGUCCAAUGAAGGUAACAUAGCUGUGCAAAUCUAUAAUUUGCUAAUUUAUUUGUAGACCAGGAAAGUGCAGAGGCGAUCUCUAAGGAAAAAACCAGAAAAUACCAAUCCGAGAAAACUGGAAAUGAUCAUCAGGUGGACCAUCUACAGAGAUCUUCCAAUUCAGCACCCAGUGUUUCAACAGAGAGAAACGAUGAAAGAACAGGAGAACCAAUAAUUCAAGACCAGCCCCUCCUCGCAGAGGUCCUCAACUCACCAUCUUACGAUGAUGUUGGGAUUCAUUCUGGCCACUCCACGAGUAGGCUUGGAUCUGAAGAAGAGUAUGUAAUGACUGGGUCAUAUCAAGAUGCAGAAGAGUUGCCCUGUGAAGACUCCGAUUUCCGUCUCGCCUUUGACAUCCAGGAAACUCUUGAAGACUCUGAAGUACAAUUUGGACCCAUUUCUGAUUAUGAUGGUGAUGAUCAAGACUACACUCUUCCCUGGAAUCCACACGACCUCACCACCACGCAGCAUUCAUCACUGAACGACGGACCUGUAUUGUUAAACAGUAUUCCUGCAUCACCAGAAAAAAAUGAAAAAGAAGUCCAGUAUGUGAAAUUAAGACGAGUAAGCAUAGUUCAAGAUGUGCUUAAUGUCUUCAUGGACCCCAAAGUACUCACGGUUAAUCUAAAAAUGGAGUUAAAAAAUGAGAGAGCGGUGGACAGUGAUGGUGUAUCAAGAGAGGUGUACUCUGCGUUCUGGGAACACUUCUUGGAACAGUGUGAGGGGGAAGAUGAACGAGUGCCCAGAUUGCAACCAGACUAUUCUGAGAAGGAAUGGCAAGCUGUUGGAAGAGUUUGGUUGAAAGGAUAUUUGGACCACAACAUCCUCCCAAUCAGACUGUCACCAGCUUUUAUUCUUGCCUGUUGUCAAGGAGUCAGUUCAGUGGAUGAAGAACUCUUGAUGAUGUCAUUUGCCAGGUUUCUUUCAGUGUCUGAGCGAGCAUCGGUUGAACAAGCACUACAGGGCAACAUGGAUGAAACUGCUGAGGAGGACUUACUUGACCUUUUCUCAAGGAUGGGCUCACACAUCCUGCCUUCUAAAGACAACCUCCAGCCUGUCAUUUUAACAAUGGCACACAAAGUUCUUCUUCAAGAGCCAAAGUUCAUAAUUGACUGUUUCCACUCCAGUAUUCACUGUAUUCACAAUGCUGUCCCCAUGUCCAUAACAAAAGACAGCAUAAUGGAACUUUAUGAAUCUAAGAGGCCAACAAACAAGAAAGUAGCCAAGAUAAUAAAGCCAUCAAGUGAGAACCUGAAUCAACAGGAGCAAACAGCACUUAACCACCUGCUGCGGUAUGUGAGAAGCACUGACCAAAAAAAACUUGAGAUAUUCUUGCGCUUCUGCACAGGAUCCACAGUACUGUGCAAAGGCACAAUCAAAGUAACUUUUAACAGGUUGUGUGGUUUAAGUCGCAGGCCUGUGGCACACACAUGUGGAGCAGUUCUUGAAUUGCCAUGCACCUACAGUUCAUACCCAGACUUUCGUGCAGAGUUUGACAGCAUCCUAUCUGGCAAUUGCUUUGAAAUGAAUAUUUUGUAAUGGACGGACGGGAUCUUACACACUGCUAUGUCCAUCUUCAAAGUUACAUUAUGUAUCUGAUGGCAGUGUCCGGAUCCUUUGCAUAGACCAUUGCUAUUAGUUUAACAUUGUCAGCACUGUCAUUGCCGCAAGACAUGAAUAAGAGUUACACAACUCAUCUGAAAAAGGAAUGUUAUUGCCAAUUUAAUGUUCAUUGGGAGUCUGAAACUGUAUUCAAGUCCAAAAUACAAGUUUUGUUUAUGCAUACUGAUGAGUCUGUCAGACCUGUGUUUAUGUGUAUGCAUUAAUUUACCAGGCAUGUGCAAAUGUUACAUGUUCAUGUGCAUAUUUUAUGCAGUUGAAAUACUGUACAUGUCAGAAUUUGAUAAAAUGGCUGUGAGUGCACAUUCCAUUUCGAAAGGGAUGGCUAUUUUGGUUGGAGCCACAUAGCAAUAGCAAAAUAUUGUUAAAUAAAAAAAACUUAAUUCUUCAUUCAUAA